This is a messenger RNA of Esox lucius (northern pike), 1690 nucleotides long. It is a transcript of the gene snai2, whose product is annotated as snail family zinc finger 2. Gene Ontology annotation, molecular function: DNA-binding transcription factor activity, RNA polymerase II-specific; RNA polymerase II cis-regulatory region sequence-specific DNA binding. Lineage: Eukaryota; Metazoa; Chordata; Actinopteri; Esociformes; Esocidae. Bases 158 to 940 code for a protein of 260 amino acids. The transcript is spliced from 3 exons. The record is from RefSeq and is a predicted model, not a curated record. Gene Ontology annotation, biological process: regulation of DNA-templated transcription.
UGUUACAACAGCACUGCGUGCAGUACACCAUGAAACUUCACUGGACUAUGCAAUAGGGAUUUCCGUCUCUGCAGUGAUUUGUCGCGCCCUGAGGGUACCGUUAUAUUUACCAAAAAACGUUUUAUACCAAAGUUUCAACCCCAUUUAUUUUUCCAAGAUGCCACGCUCGUUUCUUGUCAAGAAGCAUAUUAAUUCCUCUAAGAAGCCGAAUUAUAGCGAACUGGAAAGUCCAACAGUAUUUAUUUCUCCAUAUCUGUACAAAGGCCUUCCACUGCCUGUCAUCCCUCAACCGGAGAUACUUAGUUCAGUGGUGUACAACCCUAUCACAGUAUGGACUACAAGCAGUUUACCGUUAUCUCCGCUUUCAAGUGACCUUUCUCCCAUCUCUGGAUACCCCUCCUCGCUGUCUGACAUCUCAUCCAAAGACCACAGUGGAUCUGAGAGCCCCAGGAGCGAUGAAGACGAGCGGAUGCUAAACAAACUCACAGACCCUCAUGGAGUGGAAGCAGAUAAAUUCCAAUGUAGUUUGUGUAACAAGUCUUAUUCAACAUACCCUGGACUGCUGAAGCAUAAGCAACUGCACUGCGACGAUCAGACAAGGAAAUCGUUCAGUUGUAAAUAUUGCGAAAAGGAGUACGUUAGUCUUGGAGCCCUAAAAAUGCAUAUCAGAACUCACACUUUGCCAUGCGUCUGUAAAAUAUGUGGCAAAGCUUUUUCAAGACCGUGGUUGCUUCAGGGACACAUCAGAACCCACACUGGAGAGAAGCCAUUUUCCUGCCCCCAUUGCAGUAGGGCGUUUGCGGACAGGUCCAACCUGAGAGCUCACCUACAAACCCAUUCGGAUGUGAAAAAAUACCAGUGCAAGAACUGUUCCAAAACCUUCUCCAGAAUGUCUCUUCUGCACAAGCAUGAGGAAUCUGGUUGUUGUGUAGCACAUUGAGACUGCUGAGCUGGGGUACCGUGUCACCACCAGAGACCUCUACUACUUUCCAGUCCUCAACAACUAUUCAGGGGAUAUUACUGAGGCUUUGUCACCAAAUAUGCAAGACAAUCUUUUUCUGAUUUACUGACAAUCCAUUUCCUUUCAGCGUUAUACCUUGUCAUGUGCUUUUCAUUUUAAGCAGUAUUUUUUCUGCCAUUGCAAUCAGUGUUGAAAAGUAUGUUUGUUAUAACAAGAGCCUUCUGUCAUCUAUUAAUGUACUUUUGGGAAGUGGAGAUAUUUCUAAAUGUGCCCUCUCCAACAUUUAGGUGUUGACACCAAUCUCUCUCAGAGGAUAUGUUUCCACUCAUAACAUAAUCUUUUUCCUUUUUUAAGAAACCAUAUACUUAUUCCACUUGGUGUGUGGUAAUAAACAGUUGAGACAGACAGUGCACAGCCAAUGGAAUAUUAGAAGCCAUCAUAACUUUGGGAACACGUGCAAAGACUAUUUUUAGGCGAAAGUAUUACAAAUCUUGCACAAUCAUGACACAGUAACUGUUUUGCCAGCACUCAAGAUAGCAAUACUUUUAUCAAGUGCCUCACUUUGUCUAAGCAAUUAUGUAUUUUCUAAAAAAAAAAUGCAUUUAUAUUUUUACAUAUUUGAAUGUAUUGUGUGACUGACAUGAUUGUAUAUUUGACAGUAUGAUUUGUGAUACUGAAUGAACGAUUUUAAUGUUUUUAAGAUGCUUUUUAAAAUAAAGAUUAAUGAAA